AGAACACAAAUUUCAGAAAUUCUUCUGAGAUUUUCAGAGGGCCCAGAACUGCAGCCCUUCAUCUUUGGAUUUUUCCUGUUCACAUAUCUGAUGGCUGUGGCUGGAAACCUGCUCAUCAUCCUGGCCACCAUCUCUGACUACCACCUGCUCACACCCAUGUUCUUCUUCCUCUCCAACUUGUCCUUUGUGGACAUCUCUUUCAUUUCGACCACUGUGCUCAAGAUGCUGGUGAACAUCCAGAAACAAACCAAGGUAAUAACUUAUGAAUAAUGCAUCAUCUAGAUUCAUUUCUUUUCAUUUUUUGUAGGAUUAGACAACUUCCUCAUUGGUGUUAUGGCCAAUGACUGGUUUGGCUGUCACCCCCUGCAAUACAUAGUCAUCAUGAGCCACCAGCUUUGUGGAUUGCUGGUGCUGGUGUGUUGGGUUACAACUAUCCUGAAUUCCUUGUUCCAUAGCUUUAUGGUGGAACACCUUUCUAUUUGCACAAAAAUGGAUACUCCUCAUUUUUUCUGUGAACCUAAUCAGUUAGUUCACCUUGCCUGUUCUGACACUUUUCUUAAUGACAUGGUGAUGAAAUGUGAAGCGUGGCUUCAGGGUGGUGGUGCCCUUGCAGGUAUCCUUUACUCUUAUUCCAAGAUUGUUUCCUCCAUGCAUGCAAUUUCAUCAACUCAGGGGAGGUAUAAAGCAUUUUCCACUUGUGUGUCUCACUUGUCUGUUUUCUCCUUAUUUUAUUGUACUCUUCUUGGUGUGUACCUUGGUUCUGCUGUUAUACAAGCCUCACACACAAGAGCAAUAGCUUCAUUGAUGUACCAUGUUGUCACAUUGAUGUUGAACCCCUACAUCUACAGUCUAUGGAACAAAGAUAUCAAGCAUGCUCUGAAAAGACUAUUUAAAAAGGGAUUAUUAAACUGUCCACUGUUUGGGGCUAAAAAGUCUAAUCAAUUAACUCAUCAUGAUCUUGUUGUUGUUCUCACCAAUGCUUUAAUUGCUGAAGAAGGCAAAAUAGUGCUGGAUCAGGCCCAUGCCUAUGCAGAACAGGAGCAUUUGACAAAUAAGCACCAUCCAGGAAGUACUUUUGUGGUCCUUGAACAAGACCCAGGAUGGGACUACCACAUUGAGGUGGGGAUUGAAGCUCAGGACAGGUAUAUUAAUUGUCUCCUUCAUGGGCUCCACAGAUCCAACAUGAAGUCUGUAAAUUAUGAGAAGCUGAAUGAGAUUAUACAAGAUAAAAAUGAAAAUCCCCUUGCCUUCCUACAAAGGCUGACUGAUGGCCUCUGCCAACAUACCAGACUUGACCCUGAGUCUGUUGAUGGCCAGAGAUUAAUUAUGAUGUAUCUCUUUUAUCACAGCUACCCUGACAUUAGACUCAAACUAAUAAAGCUUGAGAGGGGACCUUUGAAUCCCCCUGCAGAAGUUCUGGCCACAGCAUUCAAAGUCUAUCAUGGCCGUGAUGAUCUCAAGUUCAGCAAAAAGUGCCAGUUAUUGGCACAAACCUUCAAUCCUGCCAAGCUGCAAUUCCCUCAAGGAAAAGGACAAUUCAGGGGGUCCCCUCAACCACUGGGACCCUGUUACCUGUACAGUCAAGAGGGUCACUAG
Molecule: messenger RNA, 1596 nt
Organism: Fukomys damarensis (Damara mole-rat)
Lineage: Eukaryota; Metazoa; Chordata; Mammalia; Rodentia; Bathyergidae
Product: olfactory receptor 7A10-like
Biological process (GO): virion assembly; G protein-coupled receptor signaling pathway
Cellular component (GO): membrane
Molecular function (GO): olfactory receptor activity
Source: RefSeq, a predicted model, not a curated record